GUCAGAAGCCCAACGUGGAGGAGAGGAUGUGGGUAUGCUGACAUCUGCAAGCCAGAGGUUUAACUGGAAGACGACCGUAGUCAAGCUGACAAACAACGGCCUUAGCAACCUCGAAGAAACUCCGAGACAUGUAACUUGUUGUAAAGAGACUUUGUGUCCUGUCGGGCACCCCGAAGCUCAGCCAGUCCCGGUGCCUCCCUGGGGCUUUCUGUCAUGAGGGGGCGUUGCUUUCGAAAACUGGGCGUGCUGGCCAAGGCUGGCUUCCUGCUGUGGCUGCUGUGGCUGGGCUACGUCCUGUUAGCACGCUCCUCUGUCCCUUCCUCCUCCUCCGCGGACGAGGAAGACGAGGACCACAAUCUCGUGGCGAGACAGCUCGCCAUAGAGGAGAGCGGGGCUGAUGGACAGCUGGCUAGACCCCUCUACAUCAAGUCACCACCAGACAGCAAUGCACAUGGCGAGUGGGGUCGGGCCACGCACCUCACCCUCAGUCCUGAGGAGAAGAAACAGGAGCAGGACAGCGUGGAGCGCUACGCCAUCAAUAUCUUUCUCAGUGAUAAGAUUUCCCUCCACCGGCACAUCCAGGACCACAGGAUGAAUGAAUGCCGAAGUAAGAAGUUUGACUACCGGCGUUUACCCACCACCUCGGUGAUCAUAGCCUUCUACAACGAGGCCUGGUCCACCCUGCUGAGGACUAUUCACAGUGUCCUGGAGACCACGCCAGCCAUCCUGUUGAAAGAGAUCAUCCUCAUUGAUGACUACAGUGACCGAGGCUACCUGAAAUCCCAGCUAGCUGACUACAUCAGCAAUCUGCAACGCGUGCGGCUCAUCCGCACCAACAGGAGGGAGGGUCUGGUCCGGGCACGACUCAUUGGUGCCACCUAUGCUACGGGUGAUGUACUCACAUUCCUUGAUUGCCACUGUGAGUGCGUCCCUGGCUGGAUUGAGCCUCUGCUAGAAAGGAUUGGUGAGAAUGCCAGUACCAUCGUGUGCCCUGUGAUUGACACCAUUGACUGGAACACCUUUGAGUUCUACAUGCAAACGGAUGAGCCAAUGAUCGGAGGUUUUGACUGGAGACUCACCUUUCAGUGGCACUCAGUCCCCGAAGUAGAACGCAGGAGGCGCAAGUCUCGUAUUGACCCCAUCAGGUCUCCGACAAUGGCAGGUGGAUUAUUUGCUGUGAGCAAGGCCUACUUUGAGUACCUGGGCACAUAUGACAUGGGAAUGGAGGUGUGGGGAGGAGAAAACCUGGAGCUCUCUUUCAGGGUGUGGCAGUGUGGGGGCAGCCUGGAGAUUCACCCCUGCUCUCAUGUGGGCCACGUCUUCCCUAAAAAGGCCCCUUAUGCACGGCCAAACUUCCUCCAGAAUACCGUACGAGCUGCAGAGGUUUGGAUGGACUCCUAUAAACAACACUUUUACAACAGGAAUCCCCCGGCCAGAAAGGAGACCUAUGGUGAUAUCUCAGAGCGGCUGCUGCUGAGGAAGAGGCUGAAAUGCAACAGUUUUGACUGGUAUUUGAAGAAUAUCUACCCUGAUCUACAUGUACCUGAGGACAGGGUGGGCUGGCAUGGGGCUGUGCGAAGCUCAGGGAUACACUCGGAGUGUCUGGACUACAACGCUCCAGAGCACAGUCCCACAGGCGCACACCUAUCUCUGUUUGGCUGCCACGGCCAGGGAGGCAACCAGUACUUUGAAUACACGUCUCAAAUGGAGAUCCGUUUCAACUCGGUGACAGAGCUGUGUGCUGAAGUACCCGAGGGACAGACCUCCAUCGGGAUGAGGCACUGCCCUAGUGAUAAGGAGCUCAAACCCCCCAGUAUCGUUUGGGAGUUCAGAAAGGACGAGACCAUCUACCACCCUCACUCAGACAUGUGUGUGACAGCCUACCGCACAGCCGAGGGCCGCACGGACGCCCAGAUGAGGCGGUGUACCCCCGGAGACAAAAACCAGCAGUGGAAGUUUGAGUGGUAGAUGGAGGAGGAGAGGAAAGUAGCAGGGAACCUCAAGUGACCUUGUUUUUACCAUAGUGCAAUUAUUACAGUGGAUGUCUUCUGCGCUGCUCCCAAUUCUCCCGCUCUCCACGUUUGCACUCCAUUUAAAUGGGAACGGCGAGCAAAUAAAAGGCGGUGAAAGAAAGUCACUUUAAGCCAAUGAUUCACCCAAUUCAGUGCUUUUGUACCCAUGUGAAUGACUGAAUAAGUGCAGAUUGCGGCGGAGUGAAUGAUAAUAACAAGGAGAGGUUUAUUUGGUCUUUUUCUAAGGAGACCUGCUGAACUUGAGACUUUUACUUUUCGUUUUGCUUUCAUCUAAGUGCCUCUGCAACCAAAAUGGAGUCCAGCGCACAUCUUGAAGUGUCAUUAUUGUCAUGUGUUCUUCUGAUCUAAUGCAACAACUUGAAAGCAGCGACACUGAUUUGACUGUCCAGCAUAUAUUGAAGAAGUGCCUUUCGACAAGAUAGGAGACCGAGUAUUUCCUAGAAAAAUUACAUGCAAAAUCACGUUGCACUACAGAAUGGUACCUUGAUGUGCAAUUAAUAUUAAUUAUUAUUGCUAAAUCCUCAUGUGAUGUUGUUGUAGUUGUCAAAAAGUAACAAAUUUAAAGAGGUGCUGCUCAAAGAAGACGUGCCAGGAAUGUAAGUUCAGUUUUUUUUUUUGCCCCAAACCAGCUGCUUCCUAACAUGCUCCAUCAUGUGAGAGGAAAACGGGCAGGGGGGAGAGAGCGCAGCAGUCAUACUAGACUGCUUCUCACUUCUGUCUCUCGUCUGUGGAGCCAGUUUCAUGCUAGAAUGCUGCCUGAACAAGACUUGAAGCAUUCAUUAAGCAUUUGUACUAAGUGCAAUCUGCCCCAGAGGGCUCAGUGAGUUGACAGGAAUGUUGUAAUCUGUUCUUCCCUUUCCCGUGUAAAAAUUAAGAAUACCUUCGAAAUCCAUCUGUCACUGUGCCUUUGAAAAGGUCGUCGUCCUAAAAAGAACGCGUUUGUGCCGAAAUGAAAUGUGCCAGUGGAUGUCAAAUGUAUUUAGAACAUUUUUAAAAUGCUAAAAGCUAAAACAACACUGGCUUGAUGCACUUUCUAUUCAGACACAAAAAGCCUUAAAGGUAGCGCCUGUUUAAUUUAAUCCUUCAGCUUGGCUGUGCCAGACUGUUUGUUAAGACUCCUGUGUGUAAACUGUACUUGAAAAGACAUCCAAAAUUCUCCUGUUUUGUUUUGUUUUGUUUUUUUUCCACUGAAGACCCUGUUGGUGUUUCUAAUAGGAUUCAAGGACCAAGAGACGCAACUGUUGUUGAAAUGUUUGUUGAAUAGCAGCUGUAUUUGCUGAAGACUGCUUAUCACCGAGCAAUGUUUGGUGUCUGUGGUCCUUUGACUUAUUGAAUAUGAGAUAUUCAUACUAGUCAAUGGAUACAGAGGGGAAACAUAAGAUGACUCCUGUUUUGUGUUAACUUUUGUAAAUAAUGGUUUGUUUAAGGGACCAGAGGGGAACAGUGCUACCAUAAAGCACCUUUUAAAACUACUGAUAAUGCAAAAGGGAUGAUGAUUACUUGAUAUGAAGGAAAAUGGUGAUUGAAAUGGGAUUGAUGUUUAAAGGAAGAUUACAAUUGUUGGGAUGAUUGAAAGAAUAAAAAAAAACUAACCACA
Messenger RNA from Morone saxatilis (striped sea-bass), 3630 nucleotides. RefSeq names its product POC1 centriolar protein homolog B (Chlamydomonas), like (gene galnt4). Gene Ontology annotation, cellular component: Golgi apparatus. The record is from RefSeq and is a predicted model, not a curated record. The transcript is spliced from 11 exons. Lineage: Eukaryota; Metazoa; Chordata; Actinopteri; Moronidae. The coding region runs from base 214 to 1968 and encodes 584 amino acids.